CCCUUUCUUCGUCAUUCAAAUCAAAUAUUACCCAAAGAUUCUUGCAACAAUACUUUUCGGUUAUGCCUGAUAUUUCCAAGCACGAAUCUAUCUUGGAGGGCCUCAUAAAUGGCACCUACCACACCCUAGGUUUGAGCAUCGGCUCACACAAAGUAGUGACUCCGGGAGAAAAGAUCGCCAAAAGAGACACACAUGGGACGCCUAAACUAUUAGCGCCACCGGGCUUUCCUCAGGGGGUCUAUGCAAUCAUCUCUAUUGAUAUCGACGCGCCGUUCAUCACAUGGAACGUGCUUAGCCCGGCGGCACAUUGGAUUCAAACUGGUUUAAAAAGCGCACAGGGAUCUCAAGAGCUUACAAGUGACGAGCCCGCGAUUGCAUCGUGGGUGGGUGCUGGCCCACCACCAGGAGCUGCGCCUCACCGAUACGCCUUUUUCCUCUAUCUUCAGAAGCCAGACUCCAUCAUUCCACCAAAUUUGAGGGAGGGCCACUUUGGUCUCAUGCAACGGAUGAGGUUUGAUGUUGAUGCAAUGGCGAGACAGUUGGGACUUGGUGAGAUAGUGGCGGUCAAUUAUUUUGUUUCGAAUUAGGGUUGCUUUAGGGAACAUGACCUAAUUAUAUCUGAAGUAUAUUCACAGAUCAAAAUGUCCAAUAAGGUAUGAUGUCCCCUGCAAAGAGUCAGGUAGAUAAAUAGGUAACUUCGGAGUCUACCAACAAGCUAUGGGGUAUAAUUCACCCAAAAAUUGGCUACGUUACCAUUGGCUUCAUUGUGUAUGUGUCCAACUGUAACACUAUAAGGCACUACCAGUAUUAGUUGCGAGAGAACUCAAUUCUCAUACAAUUUUCAUUUCUUGUCUUGGCAUGGUGAUCAUAUCAUUGACCAGUCAGUGUAGGUAGGCAGUAAGUCACUCAGUCAUAAAAAUGGCUGGGGUAUGAUUUAGUAGGUAGCCCAUAUUCGUCGAGGAAAUUCGAUAGAUCGAUGUGAACAGCCAGAUGGAAGUAAUGUACAAUUUUUAUCGGCC
Molecule: messenger RNA, 1019 nt
Organism: Talaromyces proteolyticus
Lineage: Eukaryota; Fungi; Ascomycota; Eurotiomycetes; Eurotiales; Trichocomaceae
Product: putative phosphatidylethanolamine-binding protein
Exons: 2
Coding region: 63-587 (174 amino acids)
Biological process (GO): regulation of proteolysis; regulation of Ras protein signal transduction
Molecular function (GO): phospholipid binding; peptidase inhibitor activity
Source: RefSeq, a predicted model, not a curated record